Molecule: messenger RNA, 952 nt
Organism: Salvelinus fontinalis (brook trout)
Lineage: Eukaryota; Metazoa; Chordata; Actinopteri; Salmoniformes; Salmonidae
Product: 2-hydroxyacylsphingosine 1-beta-galactosyltransferase-like
Exons: 3
Coding region: 1-672 (223 amino acids)
Molecular function (GO): UDP-glycosyltransferase activity
Source: RefSeq, a predicted model, not a curated record
AUGGGUCCCCAGACCCUCAAAAAGUGCUACAGCUGCACCCUCGAGAGCUUCCUGACCGGCCAUGCCAGAAUAGUAGCGUUUCUGUCCCACGGUGGUCUGAACAGUAUCUAUGAAGCGAUGUACCACGGUGUUCCUGUAGUGGGGCUACCUCUGUUUGGGGACCAUUACGACACUAUGACCCGGGUGGAGGCUAAAGGGAUGGGCAUCAUGGUUCACUGGAAGAGGAUGACAGAGGAGGAUCUGUACCAGGCACUGAACACUGUUAUCAACAAUAACAGUUAUCGUCAGCGUGCCCAGGUGCUCUCCUCCAUCCAUAAGGACCAACCAGGUCACCCGGUAACGAGAGCUGUCUAUUGGAUAAGCUACAUCCUCCGUCACCAUGGCGCCAACCAUUUACGAUCCUCUGUCUACACUGUCUCCACCUACCAGUACUUCCUAUUGGACGUUGUGCUGGUCGUAGGGGCGGGGCUGGCCCUGAUUGGCUACCUGUUUUACCGGAUAGCAGGGCUACUAAGGUCAAAGGUUAAGGUUCAGGAGCGGGGGGGUGAGGUGGGCCACGGUGACAGUGGCGACGACAAGGCAAACGGACAUUGUCAUAGCAACGGAGCGGUCGCUAACGGGAAGCACAAACGUAACGGAGCGCCGAUGGAGAACGACAAGAAGAUGAAGUAAAGGGGCGGAGACUCUGUUCUGGGGUCAGAGGUCGGAGAGGAAGCUGAAUCUACUGUAGAGAUUUAGGGUUUGGGGUAGAAAAGAACACUCCUCAUUCUGGGAGACUGCAGAAAGACGGGGAUGAGGUGUGUGUGUGUGUGUGUGUGUGUGUGUGUGUGUGUGUGUGUGUGUGUGUGUGUGUGUGUGUGUGUGUGUGUGUGUGUGUGUGUGUGUGUGUGUGUGUGUGUGUGUGUGUGUGUGUGUGUGUGUGUGUGUUUGUUUCGGGGGAGGGAGGAGGGUU